Phytophthora nicotianae INRA-310 is the source of this 748-nucleotide messenger RNA. RefSeq lists its product as hypothetical. The record is from RefSeq and is a predicted model, not a curated record. The transcript has 2 exons. NCBI's taxonomy places the organism in Eukaryota, Oomycota, Peronosporomycetes, Peronosporales, Peronosporaceae. The coding region runs from base 176 to 748 and encodes 190 amino acids.
CAACCACUGUCAAUUGAUAUGGCGACUGACCAACUGGAUCAAGGUUUGGAAUACACUCAGACGGCUGACGCUCUUAAGAUAUUGCGGUGUAAAAGCAAGAACCGUGCAAGGGAUCAGGAUCGACGCGAGCUGCAGUAUCUACGAGAUCAAAUGGCAGAUCUGGAGGAAAUUAAUUAUGUGUGCGUGGCAGAAGACACGUCGUGCAGUGAUCUCAGCUGCUGGAAAUGGUAUGAGUAAUGCAAAAGGGGGAGAUAUUGAAGAAGCUACGCAGGCAGUGUGGAAGGAUAUGGCUAUUUCUCAGCUGGAGCAGAGGCUCCGAUCUGAAAGACAUAACAGACGUCUGAAAUCUGCUGUGGAAAACCAACUCAAGAUCGCCAAACGCCUGGAGAGACUACUGGAGGCUCACAUAACGACGAAUGCGAUCGAAACUUGUUUGCACGGCGGGCAGCGCUUAAAAAGAGUGCAGCAAUUGACUCCGGAUCAGUCGGAUAUGUAUAUAGGCAAGGAGUUGAUGGCGAGCAUCGAUUCGGUGUAUAGAGAUGUGGACGCUGUGUUCCACGAUAACAACCUCGAUACGCUGGAAUCGUCGUUCGACGAUUCUGAAAUAAACGAAGGAUCGGAUGGCAUUUAUAUGAACGUUAUCGCGAGUACGGUAUUCCCUUUCGACGUGGCUUCUACAGGAGCGGCUGCGUGGCAAUAUUUUUCGCGAUCUCUGGAUCACAUGCCAUUCCUGUUUCUCAAUCACUAG